This is a messenger RNA of Hevea brasiliensis (rubber tree), 1205 nucleotides long. Its product is annotated as late embryogenesis abundant protein D-29. The record is from RefSeq and is a predicted model, not a curated record. The transcript has 2 exons. Lineage: Eukaryota; Viridiplantae; Streptophyta; Magnoliopsida; Malpighiales; Euphorbiaceae. The coding region runs from base 146 to 955 and encodes 269 amino acids.
AACAUUUUCACCCUCAAUCAUAUCCUGCUCCAAUUUAAGUGGGCUUAUUAGCAACCCUGUAAUCACUUCUACUUCCUACUCCACAAUACUUAAAUUCGGUUAUUCCCAGUGCGAUACGUAUAUCAACUGUGUCAUAUACGUGAUAAUGGCUUCAAGGCUUUUGGUUUGGUUGGCGCUUGUGAUGCUGUUAACGCUUGUUAUCGGUUGUAAUAGCUCCAGCGUCGACCAUCUGCCGUCGACAAGCGAGGAAAGUGAGGACUUUAAGGCGAAGGGAGAGGCACAAGAAGCAACAGAAGAGGCGGCAGAGAAAGCUGAAGAGGCGAAAGAAACAACGGAGUCCUGGACUGAAUGGGCUAAGGAGAAAAUCUCUGAGACAAUUGGACGAAAGCAAGAUGAAGCUAAGAAAGUCUCUGAUGCAGUCACCGACUCUGCUAAGAGGGCCAAAGACGAGGCAUCUGAAAGAGCUGGAGAUGUGAAGGAUGCCGCAACACACAAGGCAGAAGAAAUGGCGGAUAGGGCAAAAGAGAAGACGAAUGCAGCCAAGGAAAAGCUUGGUGCUACAGUUGGUGCAGCUAAAGAGAAGGCUAGUGAAACUGCAGAAGAAGUAAAAGAAAAGGCUUACGAGGCAAAGAAGGGAGCGGCAGAGAAAGCAGAGGCGGCAUAUGAGGAAGCAAAGGACAAGGCCAGAGUAACUAGUGGUGCGGCCAAGGAAAAAGCAUCCCAGAAGGCGGAAGAGGCGAGGGAGCGGUUAGCAAAGAAAGCUGAAGACGCAAAAGAGGCGGCUAAGGAAAUGGGGAACAAGGCAAGGGAAAAGCAAGCGGAAACAGAAGACGAGGCUAAAGAGGGUCUUGAUAUAGCCAAACAAAAAGCUGGGGAGACCUUAGAAUCUGCAAAGAAGAAAUCACAGGAGCUUAAGGAUAAUGUAGGUGGUAGGGUGGCAGACGAAGAGCUUUGAGCUCUUCAAAAUGACUAGUUUAUUUUAUUUUAUUUUAGUUGAUUUUUUUUUUUCAAAGAGUUUAGUUGAAUUAGGGGUGUGUUGUUUUUGGGUUUUGAUUUGGUGUUGGUAUUGGUCUAGUGAGUGGUCGAGUAUUUUAUUGGAUAACACUAUCUAAAAGAAUCCUGGGCUUAGCAAAAACAAAACUGCUGGCCCAUUUCAUGCGAGGGGAAUUCAAGAUUAUAUAAAAGCCUUAAAGCCUUGAUGUGUC